CGGUAAUGCACGCCACAAGGUUGCUUGUCACCCGCCAUUAAACCACAGAAGAAGAAGUGACAGCGGUCAGAAAAAGAAGAAGAAAAUGAUGAUAAUGAGGAAGAUGAAACCCGACGAAAAUCCUGUGUUCUGAUAAACACCAAUACAGCAUCAUGGAAAUUGAAAGCCGUGUGUGUCGGCAGCAGCGACUGAGUGAGUCAUCCAAGGUGUUCUUGUGGGCCGAUCAAGCAGUGGAAUUGUUGCAGGGGCUCAAUGAGCAGCGACAACACAGCCACCUGUGUGAUGUGGUGCUGGCGGCUGACAAGCAGCCUCUUCACGCUCACAGAGCCCUGCUGGCUGUCUGCAGCCCUUACUUUCAUGCUAUGUUCACUUUGGGCAUGAGAGAGAAGCAACAACCACAGGUACAGCUUUUUGGUUUGUCGUACAUUGGUCUGAAGACAGUCCUGGACUUCUUUUAUACUGGAGAGCUUCCAUUGGACGGCGGGAAUAUUGAAUCUGUGCUACAAGCUGCUCAUCACUUACAGGUAUGGAAAGUGGUGGAUCUCUGCUGCCAGUAUCUGCAGCAGGAGGUGAGCGAGGAGAACUACUUGUACCUGCAGGAUUUGGCUCAGCUCUACAGUCUACAGCGACUUGACGCCUCCAUCGAUGACUUCCUCCUCAAACAUUUUGCUACCCUCUCCUUCACCCCAAACUUUCUUCGUGACAUUCCUUUGCACAAGCUAACCGCUUACCUCUCCAGUAACCAAGUUUGUCACCACGAUGAGCAGGAGCUGUUUCAGACUAUUCUACGUUGGCUCGCUCAAACUCUUGAGCGGAAAAUCCAUGCUAAACAGCUCAUGUCCCACAUUCGCUUUCCUCUGAUGCCGGUGGAGUACCUGGUCGACCAGGUGCUGCCGACACUGCAAACACUUUUUCCAGCGGAGGCCAGUUGCAAGGCCAUGGUGGAGGAAGCUUUGGAGUACUAUCAAAGCACAAGCGAGCAGCCAAUUCGGCAAACAGGACGCACUAUGCUGAGGGGAGGAGUGGAAUGCUUGUUGCUGAUUGGUGGAGAGGUGUCAGAGCGAGGAGAGGAGCUCAGUGCUAACGUUUGCCGGCUGAAUGGUGAUUGUUGGGAGACAGAAACUGAACUUCCUACUCAGCAAAGCCACCACUGCCUGGCUGUGCUCGGAGGCUUCAUCUUUGUUGCAGGUGGAAGUUUGUCCACCUCCAACGUUGGAGAUGCGGCGUGUAACUUGCUGUACAGAUACGAUCCUCGCCACAACCAAUGGACCAAGGGAGCUUCGAUGAAUGAGGCCCGGGUAAACUUUUACCUGGCAGCAGUGGGAGAAUGCUUGAUCGCUGUGGGUGGAAGAAAUGCCUUUGGAGCGUUGUCUUCUGUGGAGCGAUACUGUCCUGCUGAAGACCGCUGGUCCUAUGUAGCAGGACUGCCAAGGUUGACGUACGGCCAUGCCGGCACCUUGCAUCACGGUGUGGUCUACAUUUCCGGCGGACAUGAUUGUCAGAUAGGACCGUUUCGCAAAGAUGUCCUGUGCUAUGAUCCAUUGGCGGAUGGCGACGUGUGGGUGGAAUGCCAACCCAUGGCGCUGGCUCGGUGCUGGCACUGCAUGGCCUCCCUCAAGAAUCUAAUCUACGCCAUCGGAGGCAGCAACGACCACGAGGAUACCAGUGAGCGAUUUGACAUUCUGCAGGUGGAGUCCUACAACACACGCAGCCAACAAUGGACUCAUGUGGCACCCCUUCUGUUGCCAAACAGUGAGGCGGCCCUGGCGGUGUGGGCCGAGAGGAUUUAUGUGCUGGGCGGUUACAGCUGGGAGAAAAUGAACUUCUCUGGGACCACUCAAGUGUACAAUCCUGAUGAAGAUGUGUGGUCCACAGGGCCUGACUUGCCUAAACGCAUUGCAGGCUCCUCAGCUUGUGUGUGCGCCACUAAAGCUCCUUUUACAUCUCUGAAUCCAGAGGGGAUCAAAAGUUGACAAGUGGGACCCAUCAUGUCCAUUUAUGGCAAUCCAGCAGCUUUGUACGACAGGGCUAACCCAGACUGGGCACCAACCCUGAAGCUUUCAGCCAAAUUGACACCAAAGAAGUCGGAGAAAAAGAAACAACAAUCAACCUACUCAGUUAAUAGAUACAACAGAGUUAUGGAAAGGCAGAAAAGCAAAGAGAAGAUAACUGCAGCCAAGGCCUUGAUAGAUCUCUUUCAUGAACCAGGACCAUCGGUUGAUGUAGAGGACAGAGACCUUCCCGAUGUUGAACCAAGGCCGGUGUGUGAGUUUGCACUGAAGGGCGCACUGGAGACUUCAAGUGAGACAACAGAUGUAUGUGUGGACCCAUUGAGAAACAGUCAGGUGGACAGUGAAAUUCAAAGGCUACUGACUGAAAACAUGGCUCUAAGAGAUCAAGUGAAGGACAACAUGUAUAGUGAAGAUGGUUUCGUAGGUCAGAAUGACAAAGUUAAAUAUUAUACUGGACUCCCAGGUUUUACCACUCUAAUGGCGCUAUUUCAUUUUGUGAAGGAUUUUAUUCCCAAACCUAGGAGCAAUGCGGAACUUGGACAAUUCACAAGAUUGGUAAUGACUCUAAUGCGAGUAAAGCUGAACUUACCCAUUCAAGAUUUAGCAUACAGGUUCAAAACUUCACCAUCAACUGUUUCAAGAACUUUUUUAACAGUGAUACAUGUGUUGUAUGUGAGACUGAAACAUAUGCUCUACUGGCCAGAGAGGGAAGAACUCAGAAAAACCAUGCCUGUGGAAUUCCAAAAACAUUUUGGUCAAAAGACUGCUGUUAUUAUAGAUUGUUUUGAGGUUUUCAUUCAACGGCCAAAGAAUCUAAUGGCAAGAGCACAGACCUGGUCCUCCUACAAACAUAACAACACUGUCAAAUUUCUGAUUGGUAUAACACCACAAGGAUCAAUUUCUUUCCUCUCAAAAGCUUGGGGUGGAAGAGCAAGUGAUAAAUAUAUAACUGAAAACUGUGGACUUCUGACAAAGCUUUUACCUGGAGAUCUUGUGUUGGCGGACAGGGGUUUUGAUAUUGCCGAUAGUGUUGGCAUGUGUUGUGCACAAGUCAACAUACCAAGUUUCACUAGAGGAAAGUCACAAU
Nerophis lumbriciformis (worm pipefish) is the source of this 3099-nucleotide messenger RNA. It is a transcript of the gene klhl36, whose product is annotated as kelch-like family member 36. The record is from RefSeq and is a predicted model, not a curated record. Lineage: Eukaryota; Metazoa; Chordata; Actinopteri; Syngnathiformes; Syngnathidae. Gene Ontology annotation, molecular function: cullin family protein binding.